UUCCCUCCCACUCACCCACCCUCCCCAUGCUUCCCAUCGCCCCUCCCCGCCCGACCUUGAGGCGAAUUGGCUCCCGUGCAGCCGCCGGUACCGAGCGCACGCCUUCAGCCCCAGCGAAGCCCCUCGCCGCCGGGCCGGACGGAGGGGGACGCUGCCGGCCAGGCUGCGCUUUGCUGCAACCACGUGCCAUUCGCAGCCUGCCUGUCACACAACAACAAGGAAGGCUUCGGGGGAAGCUGCGCCCCUUGGAUCGCCCUGGGGAGAGCCACUUUCCCGAUCCAGGCUGGUUGCAACAAUGGAAGAAAAUAGCCUGGGCACCCUGCAACAGAGGGCAGCUGAGCUGGAGUGCAUGGCGGAGGUUCUUCUGACAGGGGAACAACUAAGGCUCAGGCUGCAUGAAGAAAAAAUUAUUAAGGACCGAAGACACCACCUGAAGACUUACCCAAACUGUUUUGUUGCCAAAGAAUUGAUUGACUGGCUGAUUGAUCACAAAGAGGCCUUUGACAGGGAGACAGCAAUUAAACUUGUGCAGAAGCUACUGGAUCGUAGCAUUAUCCAUCAUGUUUGUGAUGAGCAUAAAGAAUUCAAGGAUCUCAAACUUUUCUACCGCUUUAGGAAAGACGAUGGGACAUUCCCACUAGACAACGAAGUGAAGGCUUUCAUGAGAGGACAGAGAAUAUAUGAAAAGCUUAUGAAUACUGAAAAUGUAAUUUUACAAGCCAGAGAAGAAGAAGGAGCAAAAUAUGAACGUACUUUCAUGGCCUCUCAACUGAUUGACUGGUUGAUCCAGGAAGGGGAGGCUGCCACAAGAACAGAGGCUGAACAACUCGGUCGCAGACUUCUGGAGCAUGGAAUUAUCCAACAUGUGUCCAACAAACACCAUUUUAUGGAUAGCAACCUGCUCUAUCAGUUCCGGAUGAAUUUCCGCCGCAGGAGAAGACUGAUGGAACUGCUUACCGAGAAGUCUCACUUGGUGCCCGAGAGCCAUGAUAGUCCCUUUUGCCUGCGGAAGCAAAAUCAUGACCCCAAAAAACAUGCCACUUUCCUCUCAGUGAGCCCCAGCAAGGAGAUCAAGAUUGUCUCUGCGGUCAGACGGAGUAGCAUGAGCAGCUGUGGCAGCAGCGGGUACUUCAGCAGCAGCCCGACCCUCGGCAGCAGCCCACCUGUCCUCUGCAACCCAAAAUCUGUACUAAAAAGAACAGUGACUCCUGAGGAACUUCUGAGGCCUGGGGCUCCUUAUGCUCGGAAAACAUUCACUAUUAUAGGUGAUGCUGUUGGGUGGGGAUUUGUGGUGCGAGGGACUAAGCCCUGCCACGUGCAAGCAGUGGAUCCCAGUGGGCCAGCAGCUGCAUCGGGAAUGAAGGUUUGUCAGUUUGUGAUUUCAGUGAAUGGGCUCAACGUUCUCCAUGCAGAUUACAGGACUGUGAGCAACCUCAUCUUAACCGGUCCACGGACCAUCGUCAUGGAAGUGAUGGAAGAAAUCGAGCCUUGAGAUGGAUGUUUGACCUGCUGCUCCACCAUUGUGGAUUCAGACACUGAGCAAACAAAACCAACAUUACAUAAGGGGAUAAAAGCAUACUUUUUCUCAGAGAUCAAUUUUGCCUUCUAAGUACUUUCCUCCCCUCUUUCAUAAUAGAGUCUUCAAUGGAUGUAGUCUAAGACCAUGGGUAUGCAUUGGUGAGUCUAAACUAGAGAAGCACAAAUCAGCUUGUACCACACAAAGGAACUGUUGCACAUCCAAGUCACAGCAAGCUUAGAUAGUCAAUCCAAUGGAUGAGCAAGAUCCAAUGCAGCUGUGAAAUCUCUCCUUAGGAAUCAUGUUUGUGCCAAGCUCUUCAAUGUUGUCUUGUUUUUCUUUUAAUUUGUGUUUUAAUUUGUAACUGUAUAGAAUGAGCCCAGUUUUUCCACUGUAAUAUCUCCAGACAUAUUAUAAGCCACAACUUUCAGAAUUCCUAGCCAGCAGAAACAAUAGCUGAACUGGCUGAGAAUUCAAGAAGUCAGUGUCCAAUUUGUGGAACAUAUCCAGAUACUAGCUUUGAUUUUAAGGAUCUGGUAACAAUUUCAGUUCAAAUGUACAGCUAGACGUAAACUUUUAUUUUAAAAUAAGGAUUGUUACAAAUUUGGUACUAAGAAAGACCCAGUUCUAUUUCCUGGACAAAUUAUGGAACAGGAAGCAAGUGGACAUUUUAUACAUGCUGUCUUUGCAUAAUUAAGUCUGUUCUGUAACUUGGCUAAUCUUGAAAAGCUAAACCAGUUAGAUCUGGUGAGGUCUUUAAUAGGGGAUCACUAGCAAAUCCUGUGUCUUAAGUUUUAGACUGGGAAGUUGAGAAACUAUCCCAAAAGAAAUGAUGGUAAAUUACUUUCAUAUUGUUGCCAA
Crotalus tigris (Tiger rattlesnake) is the source of this 2377-nucleotide messenger RNA. RefSeq names its product DEP domain containing MTOR interacting protein (gene DEPTOR). The transcript has 10 exons. The record is from RefSeq and is a predicted model, not a curated record. Gene Ontology annotation, molecular function: protein binding. Gene Ontology annotation, biological process: intracellular signal transduction; negative regulation of TOR signaling. NCBI's taxonomy places the organism in Eukaryota, Metazoa, Chordata, Lepidosauria, Squamata, Viperidae. The coding region runs from base 296 to 1492 and encodes 398 amino acids.